CUGCAGGCGAAAACGAAAGUCGGAGAAUCAAAUCGUUGAAUAUACAGUUGGGAAGUUAAAAGAAGACAACAUUCUGAUGGCAGAAGGAGGUGGUUUCAAUGUUUCAGUGCGGGGUUCUGAUGCAGAAUUUGAGUACGCGUGCACACCGUGCGCAGAAGACGGCAGCAAUCAAGAAGCAGUGAAAUACUGCCCGGAGUGUAAGGAAUAUCUUUGUACAGCUUGUACAAAAUAUCAUAAAAAGUUUUCCGCAACGAAGAAACACAACCUGCUUGAAAAAGACUUCCAGCAGCACGAACAUAGUUUUGGUACCAGUGAAGGAGCAGUGAAGAAAAGAGACAAAUGCGCUACACAUGCGGAACGAGAUGUUGAGAUGUACUGCCGUUCUCAUGAUAUGGUAUACUGUGCUCUAUGCAUUGCUAAUGAUCACAGGUCAUGUACAGAUGUGUUUGAAAUUGAAGAGGCAGUCACCCGCUUUUCUGUACAGUCAGGCGAGAUUUUUGUUGAAAAGGUUGAAAGUGCGUUGAAGCAAAUGAUUGAGAUGAAACAAAACAAAGAUGAAAACAUCCAAACGGUCGGGAAGCAAAAUAAAGAGAUACGGAUGCAAGUACAACAAACAAAAAAUAAGCUUUUUCAACACGUUGAAAAGCUUGCUGACGAAACAUUAAAGACUGUAGACACUUUGCACACCAGUCUAAUACAAGAGUUAGCAAAGGAGCGGGAUACUGUAAUUAAAAGUAUUACAAUGUUAGAAAACUGCAGACGACAACUGAAUUCGUCGGGGAACUUUGAUAAAAGCGAACAGUUUGUGAAACAAAAGCUACAAAGGGUUAUAUUGUCAGCUGCCGAAAACCUUUGUAACGAAACUUGUUACUUUGAAUCAAAGAAAAUCACAUGCAAAGAGAAUAAUGUGUUGCUCGAUCAAAUCAUGAGUGCUACGUCCCUGGUACAAGUAGAAAAUAACGUGUGUCAGAAAACGUCAACCUUGAACGUACCACCAAGGGUUAAGUCGAUGGGUAUAGUGAUACAAUCUGUAAAGGAAUCUUCGGAUACGACAGAGUGUAACAUUGUGGGUAUCUGUCAGCUUUCAGAUGGAACCAUUAUUCUGGCAGAUUGCGCUAAUAGGAAAAUUAAGCGACUUGAUGAUCAGUACAGAGUCAGUGAUCACUGUGACCUAGAAGCAGGUCCGACGGGAAUAUGUUGCACUGGCAUAAAUGAGGUAGCUGUGAAGUUGAGUAAUGAUAAGGUACAGUUUGUGUCAGCUGGUGCUCAGAUGUUAAAAACAAUUCAGUUUGAUAUUAAAGGCGGUGCUUAUUUUGGAUUCGUCAGAUUUGCUGAUACAUUAUGGAGUUAUAAUGGAAAUGGUGCAGAUAUCUACUGCAAAUUUGGCACGCUGAUGAAGACCCUUAAGAAUGAUUCUUCCGGGAAACAGUUAUUCAAAUCAACAACAUCGAGACGUGUACUCCCAGUCGCCAGUAAUAAAACAUCCGUGUAUGUGUCCGACAUGGAUAACAGUGUUGUUUGUCUCGACGCUAGUGAGAAUGUUAAUAUGAUGCUGACAGAACCAAAGCUGAAACAGAUAAAAGCUGCGUGUAUAUCCAGUCAUGGUACUGUGUUUGUGGCAGGAUGUUUAUCGCAUAAUAUCAUGAUGUUUGGAAGUGACGGCAAAUCUCUGGGUGAAUUAAUAGCUUCCGACCAGGGCAUCAAAUAUCCUCAGUCAUUGUGUUACGAUAGUAAAAAGCAUAAACUGGUUUUCGGUUCUCUGAGCAACAAUAUUUCGCUGAUAGAACUCAGUAUUUGACGUCCUGUUGAAAGACUUCAGGUAAUCUAUAAAAACAUACCUGUUGUCAGUCGGAAGUGGCAAGUAAACAAAGUUGCUUGUCUCGAUAAAAGUGAGAAUAUUAAUCUAAAACAAAAACAAAAACAAAAAUGUGAAUUUCAAGUGAUCGAUUUGUGUUUGUCUAACAACAUCACCGUGUUUGAAAGUGAUUGCAGUUAGUGCCUGACUGAACUGGUAGCCCAGAAUCCCCAGUAAAUAAGUCUGCGUAACAAUACAAAGAAACAAUAACGGAUCGUUAACUGGUAUUUCAUGUAUAAAUGGACUUUUCAUAUUUGAUGCCUUUAUUCCAGUGUUAAAAGUUGCUUUAGUUAAAUUAUGACGAAAGUUUAACGUUGUUUUUUUCUUCUUAAAUUUUCAUUAUUUAAUAAGAUGACUUUGCACAUUUCCCUUCCUUGUUAUUUAUGAUUGCCUUAUAGUUUGCUUAGUGUCAGCUGAUUAUAAUUUCUAUGUUCAGCACGAAGAAAAACAUACUAAACAUGUAUACAGAGGAAAAAUUCUAACUGGCCAUCUCUUACUCAUUUCAAGUGGCUUUCGUUAUAUAAAUAAAAUCACUUUGAACUUCGCAACAUACAAAUGCCUUGAACAUGUCCUGAUGAUAGAAUUACAGAAGUGAUGUGAUGACAGACGUUCAUAUGUUCUGUUGUAUGCCUUAAAUAUAAGCAUAUUUCUUUAACAGUGGAGGUUACUCCAGCAGAAUAACACUUUUCUAUUGCCUUUUGCUGAGAACCAGCCAUACUGGAUAAAAAGUGUUAUUUAAGACAGUAAACAACAAGUAAAUGUACAUAUAUGGUGGUUUAUUUAAGAAAUAAUAUAUUUCAUUUAGAGAUCUGUCGUUGAAUGAAAUCAUAGGAGUUCAGAUGUGAAGGAUUUUUAUAUAAUAAUACACAUCUGAAUGACAGUGUUUUUAUCCAAGAGCAAAUCUCUGUUUUGGAUACUAGUACUAGUAUGUUAUUUCAAUUUUUACACGUUAUCUAGGGAUAUUAUCUACAUCUUUGUGGAUAUUCAACAAAUAUUUGCCUGUUUUAAGUGGGGUUUAUUUUUCAGGGUGCUGCUAUGACGCUUUGCACUAUGACUUACUGAUUAGGACGGGCAGUGUGUGUAUUUGUUGCAUAAUAUUUACAUUCGCCCUAUUCUUUUCAAUUGAAAAUUACGACGUAUAUAUGGUGGCUGAUUUCUGCCAUUUUAGUGUGUUUGCGAGGCGACAACACAAAAACACGAAACCUCCACACAUGUUACACGUAAACACGAGGUUUAGAGGGCGCCGACACGACAUAUUUGUUUUUAGUUUUUGUGUUUGCGGGUACGAACAUGUCGUGUUGGUACCCAUUAUUUGUCGUGCCGUUGUGUUGUUGUGAUUUCGCCACGCCGAUAUGAAAACUCGAACCUUAUUUGUCGAGGUUUCGUGUUUUCGCCCGGUCAAAACACGUCAAAUAUCUAAUUUGUAGAGUUUUCGUGUUUUCGUGACGGCGUCUUCCGUUAGACAUGCGCACAACAAUUACUAAACUGAACACAACAUAACUGCAUGCAAAAAUAUGCUAAAACAACUGGAAAGUAUAAGGUUAAGAAUAAUGACUGACAUAUAUUAUUUGUUUAUUUCGGCCGAAUACCAUUUUGUCAGAAGACAAACGUCGAAUAUCAAACUAAUUACUUCUACCUUUUUACCCCACACCUACAUUUUAUGUAUUUGCUCAUAAUGUAUCAAAGCAAUUUCUUACUAGAGUAAUAAGUGCAUUUUUGAUAAUGACUAAAUCUAAUAAAGUCUGUG
Messenger RNA from Mercenaria mercenaria, 3602 nucleotides. RefSeq lists its product as uncharacterized. The record is from RefSeq and is a predicted model, not a curated record. Gene Ontology annotation, cellular component: nucleoplasm; chromatin. NCBI's taxonomy places the organism in Eukaryota, Metazoa, Mollusca, Bivalvia, Venerida, Veneridae. The coding region runs from base 77 to 1798 and encodes 573 amino acids. The transcript is spliced from 3 exons. Gene Ontology annotation, biological process: positive regulation of DNA-templated transcription. Gene Ontology annotation, molecular function: zinc ion binding; ubiquitin-protein transferase activity.